Molecule: messenger RNA, 1071 nt
Organism: Beta vulgaris subsp. vulgaris (sugar beet)
Lineage: Eukaryota; Viridiplantae; Streptophyta; Magnoliopsida; Caryophyllales; Amaranthaceae
Product: wax ester synthase/diacylglycerol acyltransferase 1
Biological process (GO): triglyceride biosynthetic process
Cellular component (GO): plasma membrane
Molecular function (GO): diacylglycerol O-acyltransferase activity; long-chain-alcohol O-fatty-acyltransferase activity
Source: RefSeq, a predicted model, not a curated record
AUGAGGAAGAAAGGGAAGGAAAGAACAGCAAAACCACAAGCACAGCGGAAGAUAAACACGAAGAAGAGACACUCGGAUGAACGUCGACAGAUUGAAGACAAGCAGAAGAGGAGAAAAGUGUGGAAGAAAGUGGAAGUUAAUGUGGAAGAUCAUAUCAAGUUCUCAAAAUUCCCGGAACAUUUAUCACCAGAAAACUAUAGUGACCAUUUUGAUGAUUACAUCUCAAAAAUCGCUACAUCACAACUUCCGAAAGACAAACCUUUGUGGGAAGUUCACACAUUCAACUACCCAACUAAGAAUAACGCAGCUGCAACUUUAAUAGUUAAGUUUCACCAUGCAGUUGGUGAUGGUACAUCUCUCAUGGGCGUCGUCUUCUCUUGCUUUAAGCGAGUCGACGACCCGACGCUGCCUCUCACUUUCCCUUCCACUACUAGGACUUCUUCUUCAAAGGGACAUCAAUUACAUGAUUUUAAAGCUACUUUGAUGAAAGUUAUCAACAUUGUGCCUAAAUUUUUAUGUUCAAUGUUAUCCUCCAUAUACGAUUUUGGACAAACUCUUAGGGUGGUGCUUGUUGAAGAUGAUCUUACUCCAAUUAGAUCUGGAAAUACCAACAUGGCUAUUCCUUGUUCAGCAAAAGUUUGUUCAGUCACUUUAUCUCUCACUGAUGUCAAGAGAAUCAAGUCAAUUCUCCAAGUGAGUGUUAAUGAUGUUGUUAUGGGGAUAAUUUCUUUCGCAACCCGUUUAUAUAUUCAAGACGCAGACCAAGGAGGACGACUAAAGAAUGCCCGCAUAACCGCAUCAAUGACUAUCAAUCUCAGGAGCGUCAAGAGAUUUGCAAGUCCCGAAGAGAUGCGCAAAGAAAAAACAUGGGGAAAUAAGAUCUCAGUGAUUGAAAUGCCACUCCCAAAUUUAGAGAAGACUGACAUUAGAAAUCCACUAAAUUUUGUUAUGAAAGCCCAUAAAAUUCUCAAGAGAAAGAAGAGCAGUGUGGGUGCCAUAUAUCUCACGGCAUGGACCCUUGAUGCUAUAAGGACAUUCGCUGGCUUUAAGGCUCCGUUUGGUAGGGCGUAA